Molecule: messenger RNA, 2658 nt
Organism: Volvox carteri f. nagariensis
Lineage: Eukaryota; Viridiplantae; Chlorophyta; Chlorophyceae; Chlamydomonadales; Volvocaceae
Exons: 20
Coding region: 1-2658 (885 amino acids)
Source: RefSeq, a predicted model, not a curated record
AUGGGGGAGCCCGCAGUCGCGGCCAUCCGUGCUUACUACCCCGACGACAACAGUGUCACUGCCGCAAUCAACGCGGGACUCGAGGAGGUCCAAGCGCUCCUGACAAUGGACAUCGGUGAGAUGGCGGGGACCGUCCGCCCGGAUAGCGUAUGGAGCAUCGCCACCAAACCCGUCACCGGAGUCAAGCUGGGACAGGACCACAUGCACCUGCUGGGGACCGUUUCCGUCACCGGUGAAGGCGGCCAGCCAGCCAGGCGGGGGGGCCCUGCAUGUUCCGAUGACCUGCCUGAGGAGAUCGAGUACAGCGGAGAUGGCGAGGAUGACGAGAGUGAUGACGAAGUGGGGCCCAGAGCAGCCAGCGACACCAUGAACACACGGGAUGAGGCCGCGGGUCGCGCUGGCGGUGAGAGCGGCGAGGUGGCUGGCGAGGGUCCCGUGGUCGGCGAAGGAACCGUGGGCGGUGAGGAACCCGCGGGCGGCGAGGAACCCGCGGGCGGUGAAGAACCCGCGGGCGGCGAGGAACAUGCGGGUGUUGAGGAACCUGUGGGCGGUGAGGAACCUGCAGGCGGCGAGGAGGCGCGCGAUGACGACCAGUCUGACUCCGACGGAGGAGAGCGUGGACGCCUGCUGAAGCGGCCGCGUGAUGUCAGCAUACUGCUGGCCUUGCGCGUGUUCACACGGCGGUUCAAUGCUUGCAUCGCCCGUCAACCCCGUGACCGUAUCCGUGGCAGGUUUUGGGGUGUCGACAUGCGUGAGGCUGUCAUGUUGCUGAACGAGGGUGACGAGGAUCACCUUUCAGACGGCGACUAUGUGGCCGUGCUGGAGGAGGUGGAGGGCCGCGCAGUAGUGCGUGUGGCCCUGGUGGAGGGGCUGCUCUGCCCCCAGGGGCGUGGCAGGGGUGCAGCCCGUUCUCGCCUGUCUACCACCAGGCGGCUUGACAUCGGUAACCCAGAUGGCAGGUUGCUGCUCCGCCUUCUACACCCUUCGCAAACCGGCGCAAGCGGACAAUACUUCCUACCACACGCGGUCGACCGGGACCCGAACGAGCUGUGGGAGACCAAGUCCAUCGUCCAAAUCGUGUGCAUGACCCCUGGCCCGGACGCCAUCCUAGGCGGCAACUACAACCUGGACCAACAGGACACGCAGGCGCUGCGUGCGUACUGCACCGCCAACCAGUGCACCCUCGACGAUGGAGAGGGGGAUGAACCGAGGAGGCGGCGUGGAAAGGGCAGGGCGGCGCCUAAGCCCGAGGGGCUCCGCCAGCGGAAGCUACAACGGGACAUGGACCCAGACACUUUGGCGGACUUGAACAGUGUGCUGGAAAGGCCCAUGCCGGGCACCCGGGGCACCCUCAUCGGGGCACCCUCGGGGCACCCUCAUCUAGUUACCCUAGUCAACUUCUCAGUGGAUCGCCUAGGUUCUGCACCCACCACCGACAUCCAACGGAAUCUGCCGCGGAUCGACGGCGGCUCAUUCCAUUCCUGGUCAGCUCAUCCCAGCAAGUCCAGGCCCUUCCAUGCCCCGUCCGAACUUCACUGCUGUCACACCAAGGCCUUGGACCAUAUCCUCGUCAGCCAAGUGUGCCGUGUUACCAUAGCUCAGGUGGGCAAAGGGCCGUCGGCCCUUACCAACCCUAGGAACUUCCGGCAUCGAUUUGCACCUUGUCAAGCGCAAUCAAAUGAUGAGCAGGGCUAUGCCCCCACCUCUACCUAUCUGCCGACCUACCUGCCGGCCUACCCAUCGACCAUCCCCGCUGGUCGGCGCCAGGGCAUCUCCGAGCAACUGCUUCGUGACAAUCUCGACCGACUGGAGCAGCUGCUGCCGGAGCUGACUCCAGACGUCAGCAAAAUGAGGGCAGGAGACUGGGCGAAGCUGGCCAAGGACGUCAACCAGGUGGCGACCAUGUUGGUCGUCAUCAAGAGCCUCUACCCGGUGGGAGCCAACGUUGGCCGCAUUAUAGCCAAGGCGCCCAAGAUUCUAUUGAAAACUCCGGAGGCGGUCUCAGCGGAUGCGGUGGUGGUACGGCGGGUGUUAUCCACCGCUCCGAACCCGGACGCCAUCAUCGAAGAGGUGCCGUACCUCAUGGAUCCAGCCGCACUGGCGCAGAGCCUGGCUAAUGUCAGCCGAUGGUACAACACGCAGGAUCCGGUGUCCAUGAUUGCCCGGAACCCCAAGCUACUGCUCAACGUUGAGGAAGCGGACUUGGAGGCGGAUCCCUUGUACGCUCACCACGGCGGGCUGAAAGAGAUGCUGGGAAGCCUCAGCCUAAACCUCAGCACCAUCGACACCUGGGACUUCGGGCAGCAGCAGCAUCAGGCACAGCGGGAGGCUCAGGGGGGCAGCGGUGUACAGGGGGCUGGACAGCCACAUCCGCCACCUCAGCAGCCGCCCGCCCGCCCCACGCCCGUGCUCGCGCCCGUGCUCACGCCGCCACCCGUAUCUGUGGUAGGCGACGCUAUCUACGUGGAAGACCAGCUACCGGAGCUUGGUAAACGGGCCGGGGCGGCGGCGACGGCGGCGCUUGGUAGCAGCGGCAAUGUGUCGCCACCGCCGGCGCCGCCGCAGGCAGCUGCGGCGGCAGCAGCGGCGGCAGGUCGCUCCACGCACCCGGGAUUCGUGGCGAGUGAAGGGAACCAGCAAUCUGGAUCCUGCACAUAG